Rhincodon typus (whale shark) is the source of this 1393-nucleotide messenger RNA. It is a transcript of the gene ptdss1b, whose product is annotated as phosphatidylserine synthase 1b. NCBI's taxonomy places the organism in Eukaryota, Metazoa, Chordata, Chondrichthyes, Orectolobiformes, Rhincodontidae. The record is from RefSeq and is a predicted model, not a curated record. Gene Ontology annotation, molecular function: L-serine-phosphatidylethanolamine phosphatidyltransferase activity. The transcript has 13 exons. Gene Ontology annotation, biological process: phosphatidylserine biosynthetic process. Bases 50 to 1378 code for a protein of 442 amino acids.
GUGGAGUUUCUCGGCUCCUGCUGGCAGUGGUAGGCGGAACGGUGCAGCCAUGGCGUCUGCUAAAGGCAGCAGGACAAUCAGCAAGGAUGAUGUGAAUUAUAAACUGCAUUUCCGUAUGAUCAACGAGCAGCAAGUGGAGGAUAUCACCAUUGACUUCUUCUACAAGCCUCACACUAUCACCCUGCUCACUUUUACCAUCAUUAGUGUCAUGUAUUUCGCUUUUACUAGGGAUGAUUCAAGUCCAGAAGACAAUAUAUGGAAGGGCGUUCUUUCCGUGGUGUUCUUUUUUCUAAUUGUAAGUGUUUUAGCAUUUCCUAAUGGUCCUUUCACCAGACCGCAUCCAGCAAUAUGGAGGAUGGUUUUUGGCCUCAGCGUGCUGUAUUUCCUUUUUCUGGUGUUUCUGCUGUUCCUGAAUUUUGAACAAGUGAAAUCUGUCAUGUAUUGGCUGGAUCCCAAUCUACGCUAUGCCACACGUGAAGCAGAUGUAAUGGAGUAUGCAGUAAACUGCCAUGUCAUCACAUGGGAAAGGAUUCUCAGCCAUUUUGACAUCUUUGCAUUUGGACACUUCUGGGGCUGGGCUAUGAAAGCGUUACUAAUACGUAGCUAUGGACUUUGCUGGACUAUUAGCAUCACUUGGGAGUUAACGGAGCUGUUCUUCAUGCACCUAUUGCCCAACUUUGCUGAAUGCUGGUGGGAUCAGGUUAUUCUUGACAUUCUUCUGUGCAAUGGAGGUGGCAUUUGGCUUGGUAUGGUGGUCUGUCGCUUCUUAGAAAUGAGAACCUAUCACUGGGGAAGUUUUAAGGCAAUACACACGACCAGUGGAAAGCUGAAACGGGCAGUGUUGCAGUUUACUCCGGCCAGCUGGACAUACGUUCGCUGGUUUGACCCAAAAUCCUCCUUUCAGAGAGUGGCUGGAAUCUACCUCUUCCUGAUUAUCUGGCAGUUGACUGAACUGAACACCUUUUUCUUGAAGCACAUCUUUGUGUUUCAAGCGGGCCAUGUGCUGAGUUACGGUAGAAUUCUCUUCGUUGGUGUAAUCACAGCUCCAACUGUACGGCAGUAUUAUGCUUAUCUCACUGACACUCAGUGUAAAAGAGUAGGGACACAGUGCUGGGUUUUUGGUGCCAUUUCUUUUCUGGAAGCGCUAGUGUGCAUCAAGUUUGGUCAAGAUUUGUUCUCUAAAACAGUGGGACUGUACGUCAUUCUUUGGCUUAUUUGCAUGGCUUUCAUUACCUUCCUUUGUCUCGCUGUAAUGGUGUGGUAUGCUGAACAUUUCGGACAACGUGAAAAAACUCUUUCUGAAUGUGAAUGUGAAGAAACAAUCCACAGUACUGAUUCCUCACCAUUACAUUUUGAUGCAUAUGCCAAAGAAACUUGAGUGGAACACACUAGG